GUAAUCAUCAACAAGAAACAGCCAUUCAGUUGUUACGAAUAUUCAUCCACUUGACACUUGAGAUUUCUCAGGUGUUUAGAAUAGUCACGUUAGUCAUCUACAACGUAAGACCAGGCACAUGUAUGCAUCGGUCCAAGCACAACAAGAUGAACGCCGAAUUCGUAAAAGUAGUUACAUCGAUGGUACUAAUAUAUAGAAAAAAGAUUGGAAGUAAGUAUAGAGUCUAGGAAGAAAGAACUGUUCUGUAGAAAGAGGGAUAUAAAGUGAUUUUAAUCUCUUAUUUUAAGGUGACAUAGAGAAUGUAUACACCGACGCCAUUGUGAUCGGUUCUGAGCCAUGUCACUCAGUCUCCAACCAUUGGUUACGAUAGUCACGCGGACUCCAACCACGUGGUCUGCAUCUUACUCAAUGUUUUAGAUUGUCAUUCAUAUUAAGAAGUCAUUAUUUUGUGAAAAACUUAAAAAUGAUCUUUAUUUAUUAACUAGACCACUUCGUGUAAUCCCUUGAAUACAUCCGAACAUUUUCAAAGCUAAGGUAUUAUUGAGUAAACAGGCAAUAAUAUUAACGUCUCAUUAGUCAAUACAACACAAGGAAAGUCACAUGAACUUGCGUCGUAAUACUCUUGAUUUUCACCCAACUAUUCAAACACAUAGUUUUUGGUAUAAUGUAUCACCAAUUACAUAUAUACAGUUACGAUGCAGUUUCAUUCACUAUAGUUGCAUAUGUAAUAAUCUUGAUUUUUUGUUUGAUAGUGCACAAAUGACCGCUUAUAAUGUAUUAUAUAUAAAGAGCUAUGAAAACAAGAAGUGCUCUCUCGAUGUUCUGAACUGUGUCAAUCAUAUUCAGAAAUCAUUAGAUCGUGAGAUGGCUCUUAAAGGUCCUAGUUAUUUAGCUGGAUUAUUUCGUCUAACUCCUCAGAUACAGUCAGGGGUUUUUGAAGCCAAACAACCAAAACCGAAAACAUCUUACGAGUCAAUACAACACAACGAAAGUCAAACGACCUUUUAUCGUAGUAUUCCGUCCAUAUCGGAUGACCCAAAUUCCCAAGAAUCCUUACAAAUAACUUCUGAGGUCCAAAAUGUAUUCAAUGAAAAGAUUCCAUUAUGUAUUAUUACACAAAUCGAUAGAAAUUUACCAUGUGCUAAAACAAUGAAAUCUGAAUAUCAUCAUCAGCAAGCAUCAACAUCUCAUUCUACAUAUGAGAAUAGAGAUUAUACAAAUAGUUGUCGUUCUUUAUUAUCAAUAUCUAGUAACAGAGAAAUUAGCGAUAUUGCACCAUCCGUUUUAAAGACACGAAAACACAAGUUGUUAGUUGAAUAUCAGGAAGCGAUGGAACCAAUAACUUCUAUUGAUAUCCCAUUGGAAUAUGAAGAGAAACUUAUUUCUUUAUUGAAAUAA
Molecule: messenger RNA, 1398 nt
Organism: Schistosoma margrebowiei
Lineage: Eukaryota; Metazoa; Platyhelminthes; Trematoda; Strigeidida; Schistosomatidae
Source: the annotation of a GenBank genome assembly